Molecule: messenger RNA, 5270 nt
Organism: Ictalurus punctatus (channel catfish)
Lineage: Eukaryota; Metazoa; Chordata; Actinopteri; Siluriformes; Ictaluridae
Gene: slc2a12
Product: solute carrier family 2 member 12
Exons: 7
Coding region: 588-2582 (664 amino acids)
Biological process (GO): transmembrane transport
Cellular component (GO): membrane
Molecular function (GO): transmembrane transporter activity
Source: RefSeq, a predicted model, not a curated record
UCGGAGCCGAGGAGAAUGGUAGCGUUGCUAGUCAAAACUAACAGGUUUGUCAUUUAUUAUCGAUUUAUUAUCGAGCGAAGAAGUACACAGGACAUAAUAUAAAUAAUAAAUAAAAUUUCAAUGAAUUAAACAAACAAACAAACAAACAAAACAGUAGGGCAGUGGGAAUUGUCCCGGUGCUCCAAAUGGCCAGCCCAUUUGAAUAGCCCCCAUUAAACUUUCAGACUCGAUGCUUGAUGACAAAACUACAAGCGAUUUUACACAAAAGCGUACCCUCCUGUCACUUCUGAUAACAAAAGUAAGUAUGGAUUCAUUUGACAAGAGUUUUACUACGUAAUUAGUUUAAGGCCUAGCAUGAAUCUAUUCAUUUAUAUAUAUAUUUUUAAAUUUGCCGUUUGGAAACGUUAACUUGAUUCAACAUGGCAACCCUGCUCUCUCUUUCUCUGUGCGCGAGCUCCUAACUUGGAGUCGGCUAUUUUUCUGCGCGUGCUGGAGUGGGCGGGGCUUCAAGCCCACAACGCUGCCCAAGUCCGUACUAGCCUACUACGAAGUACAUGUAAAGACAACCAAAAAUAACGUAAGGUAGUAUGCGGAUUCUGGACGUGGCCGUUAGGACCGUGUGCCGACGUGAAGCUGGAGGAACAGAAGUGGCUUCAAAGCUGAGGAAAGAGAAGAAAGGUUCACACCACGGCGAUGAUAUCGUGAAUCAGAGGGAAACGUGCUGUAAAGCUGCACUGCCCUGGUGGGAGAGCAUGGAUCCUCCGGCUGAGACUGACCGAAUGACCUCUGACCUCCUGAACCAGGCGGAUCUGCGUGCCAAGGAUGUGCGCACUCACCCUGAGAAAGCUGCACCUGUGCACACAGGUUGUGGAGCAGUGCUGGUGGUGUGCGCGGUGUCCGUGGCCUCCCUCAGUGGACUCAUGCUGGGCUAUGAGAUGGGUCUGAUCUCUGGAGCCCUGCUUCAGCUCAGGGAAGUACUGGCACUCUCGUGCCUGCAGCAGGAACAAGCCGUGAGUGCCUUGUUGCUCGGAGCGUUCCUGCUCUCAGUGGUAGGUGGCACCAUUGUGGACCGUUACGGACGCCGUUUCUCCAUCAUCCUCACGGCAGUGCUGUGCACGUGUGGCACACUGCUGAGCGUCUGCGCUCCCGCCUUCUGGACGCUGGUGGUGGGCCGUGUGGUGGUGGGAAUGGCUGUGGCACUCUCGGGCACGGCGUCAUGUCUGUACAUAGCGGAGGUGGCACCUGCCGCCUGGCGUGGGAGGUGCGUAUGUGUGUACGAGCUGAUGGUGGUCCUGGGUGUCCUGCUGGGAUUUGGGCUCAGUUGGGUGUUUGCAGGAAUGGUGGACGGUUGGAGGUUCACUUUGAGUGGAGUUCUAGUGCCUGCAUGCCUGCAAUUGAUCAUCAUGCCUGUGUUGCCCCAAAGCCCGCGCUUUCUCCUGACCAGGCGCAGACAGAAGGAGGCACGGAAAACUCUCGCCCGUUUACGAGGGACCAUCCCAGACAUGGUGGAGGAAGAGCUGAAGGUCAUCAUGGCAGCUCUGGGCACUGAGCAUCAUCAGGGCUUUUUGGAUCUAUUCCGCUCUCGGGCCAACAUGCGGAGGAGGAUGUUUGUGGGAAUGGCGCUGGUGUUUCUCCAGCAGGCUACAGGUCAGCCCAACCUUCUGGCCUAUGCCUCCACAGUGCUGCGUGGAGUGGGAUUCUACAGUAACGAGGCUGCUACACUUGCCUCCACCGGCCUCGGUGUGCUUAAACUGAUCGGUACAGUCCCAGCAAUCUUAUUGGUUGACCGGGUCGGCCCCAAAGCUUUCCUUUGCGUAGGUGCUGUUGUCAUGACGCUGUCGACGGCAGUUUUGGGCAGCGUAACACUACAAACCCAAACACAAGUGGCCAGCCUGUGCCAGAGCCCAGGCCAGCUAAAUCAAACCCUAAUGUUUAGGGGACAUGAUGCUGGCAUUAGGACAAACACGAAUCAUACUGAUUUUUUGUCAGAACAGAAUUACACUCGCGUUCAAAUAAACCCUUUAAAACACACUCAGGUGCCCUGGAUUUUAAACUCCACAGAGGACCACAGAGCAGCAGUAACGAACUCAGAGACGCCAGCAGAUGAUUCUUGGAAAGAGAGAUCUGAGAUUUCAUUCGUGUCAUUGAGUGAGCUGACUCCUUCCCUGAAAUGGAUCUCUCUGGUCAGUCUGCUUAUCUAUGUGGCAGCUUUCUCCUUCAGCCUGGGACCAAUGGUGUAUGUGGUUUUAAGUGAGAUUUUCCCCACGGGGAUCAGAGGAAAAGCCGUGUCUGCGGUCUCUGCCUUCAACUGGGCCAUGAACCUGCUCAUAUCAAUGACCUUCCUCACACUCACAGAGAAGAUCGGCCUCCCCAGUGUGAUCUUCUCAUACGCUGCUAUGAGCUUCGUGCUGCUCAUAUUUGUGAUCGUGUUCGUGCCGGAGACGAAGGGCCGCUCACUGGAGCAGAUCUCCAAAGAGCUCGCCAUGAAGAACCAUCUUGACAGCACACUGCUGUGCCACCGAUGGCGAAAGAAGCCCAAGACUCACCAGUCACAGGAAGAGAAAUCCCUCGCGGCAGUCUGAUCCCGAGGGACGAGGAUAAAAAAGAACAGUUUGUUAAUUAGUGAUGGAAGGAUACACAGUCUGAUUAAUAGAUAUUAGGAGAGAGGUUGGUGACGAGACCGAGCCUACCCUGAUACCCAAGAGAGAAAUUACGGUCAGUAAAAUGGCUGUUGAUGUGGCGUUCACAUCACAGUAGCUGUUAGCCGAACUCACACACUGUCAUGCGCCACGUUGAAGCCUGAAAUGCAGCCGUUUAUUAAUUUUUUUUUUGUCUUAAUCCUUUUCUAAGUACAUGAUUUUGAAGGAUACUUUUAACAUGAAUCGUUUUGGAUAGUCGUGGCCAGUCAGAGGUCAAAUACUGUGUAAAAAAAACAACAAAUAGAAACGACAAUGUCAGUACUGUACUGUCUGAGCUCAAAAUGGCGUACCAUGCAUACUACUCCUGCUAAACCUCACCCCAAAAGCAGUAUGUAGCACGGUCACUGUAUCUUUUAUAUGUAAAUAACUGCAAUAUCUUUUAUAUGUAAAUAUUGCAGGGAACGGGAAAAGUGGACCUUAACUUAUUUGUCGUGAACAAACACGUUCUUACAGAUAACUUUAGGCAGCGGCUUAAUAUCGUGUCAAUCUUCUAUUUGUUUAUUCGUCGUUGCGGUUACGUCCGUUAACGAAUAAAUAAAAAAAAUCCUAUUAUGAUAGGCUUUCGUUGGAAAGUUGCUACGGUACUGAAAAAAGACGUUAUGUGAAAAGUGAAAACAUCUUCAGUAUAGCCAAAAUGAUCAUGUUUCUCAUUAUACCACAGUAGUACUGUAUUCUCCAAUCUGAUUGGUUACAAGGUGUUGAUCAAUAUAUUCUGUAUUAUAUACAGCAGGAGAAGUAAGUAUUGGACGCGUCAACAUUUUUUUCAGUAAAUAUAUUUCCAAUGAGGUUAUUCACAUGAAAUUUUCACAAGACAUCAGUAUUAACUCAAGAAAUCUGGAAAUAUGAAGAAUUCACAACAUUGAAGUCCAUAAAUAAAGUUAUGUGUAAUAAAGUGGAAGAAACUGAGAAAAAUCAAGGUGUUAGAAUGGUCCAGUCAAUCACCUGGCUUGAAUACGAUUGAACAAGAUUUAAAGACAGUAUGUUUAGAAGAACGGGCCAAAAUCACACCUGGAUACUGCGGCCCAUUCAUUUACAGGAAGCGUCUUGAAGCCGUCAUUACAAACAAAGGCUUCUCCACUAAGUAUUAAAUACAUUUCAGUUAAUGUGUUCAGUACUUUUUCCCCCGUGUCAUUCGUUUUUAUUACACACAACUUCAUUGGACUUUAAUGUUUGGACUUCUUUAUAUUUGUGGAUUUCUUGAGUUAAUACUGACGUCUGGUGGAAAUUUCAUGUGAAGAACCUCGUUGGAAAUAUAUUUGAUGAAAAAAACGUUGCCGCCUGCAAUAGUUAUUUCCCCCACUGUAUAUUCAAAUUUGCUAUGGUUUCUAUAGUAACAGCUCAUUCAUAGGGACUUGUGCAGCAGACGCUCCUCAUAAACGGGUAUAAAAUAUUGAAUUUUGUGAAAUCUAGCGAUUUUUAUAUAAAAAAAAUUAAUUUAUGUUUUUUUUUUUUUUUUUUUGGUGAGCUGUUUCUUUAGCAUUUUUGGAAGGAGUCUCCAGUGUCAGCGCUUAAGUAACAGUUAGGACAAGCUGCAUGUUUCGAAAGCAGUUGAGGCUGGCGAGGGAACAACUGUUAUAAGUGAUAACAGGAAUGAAGUUGUUUCACAGGCGUUCCACAACAUUACAUAAAUAAAUAAGUUGUUCAUGUUGGCAGAGUGCUGUGGUAUAAGGAGAAUAAAACACACCGAGACACGCUGCUGUAGGAAAAUAAUCGACCACAGGGUCAAGAGUGACUCCGUUUCGUCUCAGGCCGCAUCACACAACAUCGUCAUCGAUUAUUUUCCUAAAACAGCACACACCGUGGUGCUUUAUUCCUUACCUAUGGGAUACGAUAAGACAGAUAUAAGAUUACUGCACAUACAGUGGAGAUAAAAAGUCUACGCACCCCUGUUAAAAUGCAGGUUUUAUUGGGGUUUUUUUCUUCCACUUGAAUUUUGUUGGAUCCUGUAUCGCAUGAAAGGUGUAAAAAGAUCCGACAUGAUUGAUCCGUUUAAAUUUUAACAGGAGUAUGUAGACUUUAUAUAAUAUCUAUGGUAUUUAAAUGUUUUUGAUAAUUUCUUGUUAUAUUGGGAAAUAGUUUAGCUCAUUUAAAACAUGUAUUUCUAUAAAAUAGCAUUAUUACCUAUCACUAGAAGAAUGUAAGCUAAAACUGAGUAAAAAUGUCUAGAAGUAGACUCGAUUAUCUUAUAUUUGUUUUAUUGUAAUCUUAUGAUGAGAGAUAUUUGAUAGACUCAACAGUAUUUAAGAAAUGUUUGUGGUUUUUUCCCCUUUUGGUUGUAUUUUUGCAUUGGGUUCACCUUAUACAGAGUACAGAACGGAUAAUUCGAUAUUUAUGCCAGCUGUGCCACUACUGUAUUUUACAUUGGACUUCUGAUUCAAGUUCACACUACACUACCUUGUGUUAUGAUUUGUACUGUGAAAAUAAAGCAGUCUAACACAGUCCUGAAAUUUAAACGAAUUUGAUCACAAAUCCAAUAUGUAGCAUAAGGAAUAGGACGUGAUGGUGUGUAGUGUACUGUAUGUGUAAAAGUGUAAUAGAGAAUUGUGAGAUAAAUAUGUUGAAUAUGAUCAA